AUGUCUGAUUUGGAUUGGUCUGAAACUUCUUUUGACAUUGAAAAACGAGCGGAAGAAGGUGAACAAUUUUAUACAGAGUACCAAGAUCGGCGCUCUGAUACCAUGUCAAAUAAGAUAGAAAUGAUAGGAAAGAAAAUUGUAUAUUUUCUUCAAACCAUUGCUUCUAAGAUAUUGGAGAUAUGUCUCUCACCGGCAUACACCGGGCCCAAAGCUAGAACAGCUUUGCACGAAGCCGUGAUUAGCGGAGAUGCCGAUUUGACAAGAAAAAUACUCGAUAAAAACAGCAGUCUGACCAGAGACCAAGACAAAGAAGGAUGGACUCCGCUGCAUUAUGCUUCCUACUUCAAUCUUCUUCCAAUUGUGGAAAUGUUACUGGAAGAUGAUAAUAAAUCUGCUGCCUAUAUUGGCGACAAUUAUGGAAAGACACCUCUUCAUCUUGCGAUUCUCAAUGGCAAUAGCCAUUUAAAGCUGGUGGAAAAAAUUAUGUCAGUCUGCCCAGAUUGUUGGGACCUGACUGACAAUAGAGGCCGGAAUGUUCUCCAUUUUGCUGUGGAAAGCGGCAGUUUUAAAGGAAUGCGACUUGUUACUGAAAAACCUUCCCUGGCCAACCUAAUCAAUCAGAAAGAUGAAAAAGGGAACACUCCAGUCCAUCUAGUGGCUGCUCUUGGCUUUGAAGAUUGUUGUCUUACAGAACACCACCGAGUAGAUAAAAAGGCCGUCAAUAAUAAGAAUUUAACCGCUCUGGACGUGGUGCUAGAAACGAAGCAUAAAAGCAAAUUGCCAUUACCGGGAUUGACAGCAAGAUUCUUAAAGAACGCUGGAUAUAAACGAGGUCGGCCUGUAAUCCAGCUGAAAUCACCUGAUAGCAAGUCAAUAGUUGACAAUGAGUUAAUCCGUGUAUUCAAGGAAACAAGUAAAUCCCAUCAGAUAGUAGCCACUCUCAUAGCAACAGUAACUUUUGCUGCAGGUUUCACCGUACCUGGCGGUUACGGUAAUAACGAUGGCCCUGACGAAGGAACAGCAAUUUUAACUAGAAGAUCAGCCUUCAAAACUUUCCUUGUAACCGAUACCCUUGCGUUGGCCCUCUCCAUUUCUGUUGUGCUUAUCCACUUCUUAUUGGCAUUGCAACCAACCAACAGAAAGAUCUUUUUCCUAUUCACUUGGGCAUUUAUUUUCACUGUUGUUGCUAUGGAAUUAAUGAUGGUGGCGUUCAUGACAGGUGUGUAUGCAGUGAUGCCACAUUCCUCAUCAGGUCUUGCGGCUACCAUUUGUGUCAUCGGAAGUUGUUUUGCCUUAUUGUAUAUCUACCUACUCAAGUUUUGUUUGUUUGAUUAAGGAUUAUGUGAAAUUCUUGCUUAAACUAGGUAUAUUUAAGGUACAAAUAUGUAAGACUUAUGUCUUGUGUUUAUAAUGAACCGAAUUUAGGUAAGAAAAA
Molecule: messenger RNA, 1435 nt
Organism: Hevea brasiliensis (rubber tree)
Lineage: Eukaryota; Viridiplantae; Streptophyta; Magnoliopsida; Malpighiales; Euphorbiaceae
Product: ankyrin repeat-containing protein At5g02620-like
Exons: 4
Coding region: 1-1335 (444 amino acids)
Cellular component (GO): plasma membrane
Molecular function (GO): protein phosphatase 1 binding; protein phosphatase regulator activity
Source: RefSeq, a predicted model, not a curated record